This is a messenger RNA of Sipha flava (yellow sugarcane aphid), 6016 nucleotides long. RefSeq names its product golgin subfamily B member 1-like. The record is from RefSeq and is a predicted model, not a curated record. Bases 107 to 5905 code for a protein of 1932 amino acids. The transcript is spliced from 30 exons. Lineage: Eukaryota; Metazoa; Arthropoda; Insecta; Hemiptera; Aphididae.
GGUACACCAUGCACAUAAAACUAUUUAUUAGUAUAAAAGUAGUUACUAAUGAUAUGCUUAACAUUAUAUUGUGGUAUAAUCAUUGAUUUUUAGAUAAAACAAUAAAAUGGUACAGUUAGAGUUAAGAAAAGUGUUAGCUAUCUCAGCAGAUGAUAUGAAUGAACAGGAUUUAGAACAGUGGUAUGAGGAAGUAACUGUAAAUGAAUGUGAUCAAUUAGAUUUUGAAUUGAACCAACAUCAAUGUAAAAAUAUGUUCUACAUUUUUCGACGAUUGUUACUAUAUAAAGGAGAACAAGUUGAUUCGUUGAUGACAGAAAUUGAAGAUUUAGCUACUAAACAAGGUGAAGAAGAAGCAAGAAGGUUACAAAAAAAAGAAGAAAUUAAAGCUCUCAAUGUGGAUGAUUUAACUCAAAACGAACAAAUAGAGUUGAUUCGAAAAGAGUUAACUAAAUUGGAAGUAGAAAAUGAACGUUUAUCGUCUGAUGUACAGCAACAAAAACAAGAAGUUGAUUUCAAAGUUAAAGAACUCGAUAAGAUGGCAACACAGUUAUCAAAAAUUGAAAGUGAAAGAGAUUUUCUUCGUCGAGAACUUGAUGCUGUACAAAAUGAUAUUGCUGAACGUGAACUCGACGAUCAGCCGGUUGUAGAUAACUUGACCAUGGCUGAAAGGUUUAGAGACUUAACAGAAUCAGUUAGACAAAAGAAUCAUCAUAUCACACAACUGCUUAAUGACAUCGAGGCAUCCGAAAAAGAUAAUAAAAUGUUAAGACAAAUGCUAACAAAUACAAGAGAUGAGCUUCGAGAUGCUACAGUACAACUGAACACAUUAAGUGCUGAAUUUGGAAAUAUGAAAUGUUUACAAGACGAAUACACGGAUAGGAUCAAAGUGUUAGAACUAAAUGACAAAGGACUCCGUAGUCAAAUUUCUGAGCUAGUUGCUGAAAAAGAAAAAUGUGAAGAACAAAUUGAAGAACUAGGUGAAGAACUCGAAUCUAGAAUAAAAAAGUUUACGGAAUUAUUAUCAAAAAAGAACGAAGAAAUAACGAACUAUAAAUCACGAAUUGGAUCAACGGAUUCAAUUGAAAAUCAAAACGAAUAUCUAGCAAAUCUUCAAGAGACUGUUGCUAGACAAGAAGAUCAAAUAAUGGAAUUUCAAAAACAAAUUCAUCAAGCAACUAAUGAUUUGAACCGAAGUUCAAUUGCACUCGAAAGACAAAAAAAAUUAUACAAUGAAUUACUAAUUAAAAAUAAAGAAUCUCCUGAAUUAAAACAAUUACGAAAUAAAUUAUUCGAGACUCAAGAGCAGCUAGAAUUAGGUUUAGAAAAGAUUCAAAGAGCAGAAGAAGACGCUACUGAGAAAUCAAAACAAAUAAGCAAAUUAAUAAUACGAGUUCGUGAACUUGAAUCUGGUGAAUAUGGUUUGGAAGAGGCAACAGAAAAAAUAAGAAAAUUAAGACAAGAAUUAGAUACACGAGAUAAUCAAAUUAAAGAUCUUAUCGAUUCAAGUAAUCAACUUCAUCAAGAAGCUGAUCUUUUAGAACUUGACAAUUUGGCUAUGAGAGAAAAAUUAGGACUAUCCGUAGAUGAUGUUGUGAGAUCAAAAGGCAUGAUGGCUCGACAUAAAGAAGCACAGACCAAAAUAACUAUGCUACAGAAAGAACUUGACGAAUGCAAAGAAAUUAUUAUUAAUCUCAAGUUAAAAAAUCGUAGUUUAAAUAAAUCUACCGAUUCUGAUAAAUACCUUCAUUCAGAUGAAGAAAGUGAUAAAGGACAGAACCAAAUUCAAUCAGAAAUGUCCAAAUUACAAGAAAUAGAUAUUGGUCCAGAACUUGAAGAUAAUGUAAAAGAAUUGAUUGAAGAAAAUGAAUCUCUUAGAAAAGGGAUGCAUGAAAUACUUGAUAGUGUACAUAACCAAGAUGGAUCAAGUGUCGUUCGAAUUGAAUGUAAAAGUUUGGAGAAACUAUUAGAAGCUAUGGAUGCUAGACAUGUAGCUGGAUGGUAUCAACCUGGUAUGCGAUUAUUAGCACGGAUUAAUAAUUUGGAGGGUGUAAACUCAAACUUAAGGCAUCAACUUCAUUCUCUACAUGAUGUACUGACUGAAAUCAAACAAGAACUUUUCAAUACACAGAAUGAAGUAAAACUUAAAAAAUGUAAUACAACUGAAGAAGUAAAAGAAGAUGAACUUUCAGAGAAUCUUAAAGAAUUACAGAAUGAGCGAAACAAAUCUCUUAAACUAGAAGAAGAAGUAAAAUUAUUUCAAAAUAAAUUUCAAAAUUUGCGAGAUGAAAUGAAACUAGUAAAUGAUGAAUAUGAUAAUGAAAAAUGUAGAAUAAAAUCGCUAGUCGAUAAAUUAGAACUAGAACUGAAAGCAGUAAGUAAUAAUGAAAACGACUUAAAAGAACGUUACACUGAAUUAGAAAAAUCAUGGAAAGCAUUACUCGAAGAUCCUGAUCAGAUUAAACGUCAGCUUUCCUAUAAUGUCAUUAAAGUUACAGGUUUGAUGGAGGAAUUACAAGUGUGUAAACGAAUGUAUCAAUGUUGUCUUGAAACUGAACAACUUUUAAAGAAAGAAAAGCAAAAGGCUGUGGAAGACAUUUGGGCCAUUAAAACAGCAAAUAGCAAUGAAAUUGAGAAAUUAUUAGAAAUUCAAGAACAUCAAAAGAAUGAAUUAAAUAAGUUAAAUGACCAAAUGAAAAAUGUUGUUGAUAUUAAUGAACAUAAGCAAUUAAAAAAUGAUUUUGAAAUUCUAACUGCUAAACAUAGAGAAACAUUACACUUGGUUCUGUUCAAGGAAGAUACAUUAAAACUAGCAAUAGAAAGAUUAAUGACCGAAGUAACUAUUUUAAAAGAUCAAAGACAAAAUGUUGUAAUUGAAGUUGCCACAUUUUAUGAAACUGAUGAUGAAUUAACAUCCUUGAAGGCAGAGAAUGUUAUUUAUAAACAAAGAACAGAACAUUCUGAAAAGAUGUACUCGCUUUUAAAAGAUCAAAUGGAAGAAAUGGAAUCUAGAUGUAAAAGUCUUGAGCAAAAUCUGAGUAAUAUGCUAGAAGUAAAUUUACAAUGUCAGACUGAGGAAGUGCGUUUACGUGAAAGAACAGUGAAUAUGAUAGAUGAAUCAGAGUAUGCACAGAUGGCUGAUAAAUUAAAAGAUGCUCAAAAUAAUUUAGAAGAAGCUGUUAAUGAACGAACUAGAUUAUUAAGAAUAUUAGAGAUAACUCAAAAUCAAGUACGUGAUCUUGAACAACAUCACAAACGACUAAAUCAUCAGCAUGAUGUAAUGCAAAGACGUGUCAUCGAGUUACAAGCUUUAAGUGACGAAAAGUCAACGAUUGACAAAUUAAUGCGUGAGAUUGCCAACCACGAAGCCGUUCAGAUGACAUCUGCUGUUGAAGAGACAAAACUUAAAACUAUAAUUCAAGACCAACAAACCGUAAUUGCAGGUUUAGAAUGUAAAAAUGACAGAAUUUCAGAACAGCAUGAUUUAAUCACUGAACGUUAUAGAACAAAAAUAGCUCGAUUGGAAAAAAUCAUUUUUGAACUACAAAGACGCUAUCAUGGAACAAUACCAUUAGUAACUGAACAGAUUUGGGUUCAACACAAACAAAAACUUGAAGAAGCGUUUACAAUUACUUAUAGGAAGUGGCUUUAUGACCAUGAGCCAAGCAAUGUCAAUGAAAUAGUGUUUAUUCCAACAAAAACAUCUGAAGAUUAUCGUUCAAAAUAUACACAAUUAAAAUUAAAGCAACUUAAAGUAAAAUUAACUUGUGAUGAUUUAUACAAGAAAAACCAACUUUUUUUGGAAUGUAUUGAAAAACAAAACUGUUUUAUCGAAAGCCUUGAAAAAGAAAUUAUGCGAAUGGACUCUGAUUGUAUGAGUAAUUAUUUAUCAUGGGGAAUUCAAGACUUUUGUAUAGAUACAAAACAACAAACAAAAAAACUUGAUAAACAGAUUAGUGUACAGUCUGAAAAUAGUUUUAAAUAUUUUGAAGGAAAGUUGGAAGACCUUAAUAAGCAAUUAGAAAUGGCAAAUAACAAUAUUCUAAUUGAAAAAGAAAAUAAUAAUUCUGCGAUUCAAAAACUACAAAUGACAUUGAAAGAAUUAGAAAAUACAAAAGCUCGUUUAGAAAAAGAAAUAAUUGAAAAAGAUGAUCAUAUAAGAAAGUUGGCCAUUGAAUUAGCAGCUAAUAAUGUAUCUGAAACAAAUUCACAAAACCCUGCUUUAUUGGCUACAAUAGAAAGUUUAGAAACGAUUAUUAAUCAGAAAGAAGAAACCAUAAAUAGACUUCAGGAGUUAUUAAAAGAAAGUCGAGAAGAUCAUACUAAGGAGAUAAUUGAAUUGCAAAAAAAAACCGAAGCACAACAUUUUGAUAAUAAAGAGAAACCGUCAAAAGAUAUUUCAUCUCCUGUUCACUCCAUCAACAUUAAAUCAGUUGUAAAUCAGUACAUGUUGCGGAUAACUGAUCUGGAAGAUAGACUUAAGCAAUCUGAGGAUGAAUUAAAUCAAGCAAAUUCUGAAAAAGAGCACUGGAGUGGUGUAGCUGAAAGAAGACUUAAAGAAAUGGAGCAAAUGAAAUCUGAAGAUGACUCAAAAGAAAAAGAUGCAGAAAUUAUUAGACUUAAUGAAAUAAUAAUUGGAUUACAAAACAGAAAAGAUACAUUGCCAGUUCAAAGAGAUCGAUUAAGAGUAGAAAUAGAUAAAAUGAAAAAGAAAUUGAAUGAAUAUGAAAGACGUGAAAAGGAAGACAAAAUCGAAAUACAAAAGUUAAGACAACAAAUAAUUUACCGGCCCUCCACUGGAGGAAAACGAGACGAGACUGUAUCAGUAGUUAAAGAAGAAGGACUGAUAAAAAAAAUUAAAACAUUAGAAUUACAACUUGAUGAAUAUAAAAAAAAAGAAGAACAAAACAAGAUGUUACGAAAAUUAAAGUCAGAUGAACAAGUUGGUAAGUGGGAAGUUAAUAAACGGCGUCAAGUAUCAUAUGAAAAACUACAAAAUCAAUUAUUAGAAAUGACUAGAGAAUGUGAUUCAUUUCGUUUAACUAACCAGAGACUAAGAGAUAAUUUAACUCGAAUAGAAAAAGAUAGAAAUGCUCUGGAACUAAAACUUAAAUCAGCUAAUGCUGCGGCAAAAUCGUGUGCAUUGGAAAAUAGUUUAGUCGAUCAACUAACUUUAGAAAAAGAUAGACUGUCUCAUGAAUUGUAUACCCUGCGUACUGCUAAAGAAAUGAUGGCGGGUGGUUCAUCACUAGCCGAAGUUGUUAUCGAACUUCGUCGCAAAAUUUCAACAUUGGAGUUAUUGCAGAAAGGUGGAAACAAUGCUUUAAUUAAGGAAGUGGAAAUGCUAAAAGAUAGUAAAAGUAGAUUAAUGAAAACUAAAGCUGUUCUUGAAGAAGAAAAUAAUAGGCUAAAAAAAUUAGUUGACCGAUUGCAUUCAACAGAUAAUUUUAAUUUUAGGAGUGGUGUAUCCAGUUUAAGUUCAGAUAGCGAUUAUCCUGAUACGGAUAAGAAGCGUACAAAAAAAUUAGAACGCUUAGUGAUUAUGUUAAGAACUGCUGUAGAUAAACUAAAAGAAGAAAAUAAAAACUUAUCUCUUGAACGUGUAGUUACUAAUACUGAUGACAAUAGUUAUGUGGAAAAAUUGCAAAGUGAACUUCAGGCUACACAAAGCUUUUACUUGGAUGCUAGUGAAAAAUGUUCUCAAUUAGAACAACAAUUACAUGACUAUCGUUUACAGCAUGAAGCUAUUUUGACAGAAAAUGAUAAUUUAAAGAAUCAGCUGGAAAAGAAAUCUUCAUUAUUGAACAAAACAAAGACAAUGUUACAAAGAGCAGCUUCCAGAGAACAACUGCUAAUAAUGGGACCUAGCAAUCAAAGAUUAAUUAAUAAUACUACUUUAAUUGAUUAAUUAUUAAUUUACUGUUCAGUUUUUCGCUGUUUUUUUUUUUUUUUUUUUUAAUAAUUGAUAAUACAUUUUCAUUUACCUAAACUGUGUUCUUACACUUCAUUUAACUUUUAU